This is a messenger RNA of Gigantopelta aegis, 1080 nucleotides long. RefSeq names its product leucine-rich repeat-containing protein 74A-like. The record is from RefSeq and is a predicted model, not a curated record. Gene Ontology annotation, molecular function: protein binding. Bases 1 to 1080 code for a protein of 359 amino acids. Lineage: Eukaryota; Metazoa; Mollusca; Gastropoda; Neomphalida; Peltospiridae. The transcript is spliced from 9 exons.
AUGGAAAUAUCGGCAGACGACAUGACGUCACGGCAGACAACAAAUGUGUCAGACUCGGAUUAUGAAUUAGUUGAACUGAUGUGCCAGCCACAAAGGAAGAGAGAAUUUACUUUUACCGGAUAUGACAUCAUGUCUGACAUCGAUCCUGAUAUCUGUGAUGGCGAACAACACCUCGAGACAGAUCACCAUCUUAGACUGUACCUGGACGCGUGCAAACUCUUUGGUGUUCUACCUUUGGUCUGUGUCAAGAAGAGUUUGCAGAAACCAGACAUGGUGAUGAGGAACGCCUCCAUUGACUGGAGGGACACGAGGGCGCUCGCUGUGGCACUAGUGGGAAAUCAGUAUGUCAAGUGCCUUGACCUCCACGGUAAUAACCUGGGACCCAAAGGCGUAAUAUCUCUGUCGGAAAUGUUAGCGGAGAAUGUCACCAUAACAGAUAUUAAUAAUGCAUCUCUAAGGGAACUGCGAUGCAGUCACAACAAGUUUGGUGAAAUCGGCGGCCUCUACCUGGGCCCAGCAAUAGCUUCCAAUGACACCAUCGAAGUUUUAGAUCUCAGCUGGAACCAUCUCAGAGGCAAGGGUGCAAUGGCAGUAGCCGCAGGCAUGGAGACGAACGGAGGUGUUAAGACACUUAACAUUUCGUGGAAUGGUUUCGGCAAAGAUGGCUGUAGCGUACUGGCCCAGUCGUUGCUAAGCAACGCCACCAUGACGGAACUAGAUGUCAGUUGUAACAGGGUGGACAAACAGGGCGUGGCAGCUCUCAUGCGGGGACUACAGGGUAAUGAAGUGCUCGAAACGCUUCGGAUUGGACAAAAUCCCAUCAGCCCAGAUAUAGCGGUUUCCAUUCUAAGAACAAUAGAACUGCUACCAAAAUGUAGCAUCACUCAUUUGGAUCUGAAGGAUGUUGCUGUCAAUGAAGAUUUCCUGAAGCUUGGAGAAAAAAUCAUUAACGUUAGAAAUUUACGGAUCCAAACUGGACCCUUAUUAACGAAGGGUGAAUUUAUAAAGGAAUAUACAACAAUUGCAAAUAGGAAAAGUAAGUCACUGCCCGAGUCGGUGGACUGUCAGCAGCAGAGCUGA